AUGAGUGAAGAAUUUUUCUUUUCCUUAGUUAGGAUAUCAUGUGCCCAGAUAUUCAGAGCUGCUGGUAUUGAGAGGUGCUCACCAUCCUUGCUAGAUAAAGCGUCAGAUUUAUUAGUACGUCAUUUAACGGCACUAUCAGAAAAAGCGUCUGACAAUGCUAUGCUAAGUGGUAGAAAUGAAGUGGUAAUUCAGGAUCUAGCGUUAGCAAUGGAAGAACUGUGUGUUAUACGACCGAGGGCCAUACUCGACCCAUACGAUCUGGACCCUAAUAGCUUCAUUGGUUAUGAGAAUUUCAUAGAUUGGGUCAAAGGACCUGUCCCUGAAGAAGCAAGGAGGAUAUCAAGAAUUCCUCGCGUGACACCAAUUGGCCAAAAAGUAGAAAAUACUUCUUCUGGCAUAAUUAGCAUAUCUACAGAUGGAAAUACAGGUACAACGCCUGAUGGGAUAGAGUCGAAAGACAACUCUGAUACCAGGGCCAAAUCUGAGAAACCUGAAGAUACUAGGGGUAUAGAUGGAGAAACGAGGGUGGGUUCAACGAGCUCAAAGGCACCAGUAGCGGCAUCUACCGCAACGAAAACAACAUCGACUGAGGCUUCCACUACACAAACAAAUACAGAAUCUGAAAAGACUGCUGGCAAAGUACAUCCACACGAUGAUGAAGAAUGGCUCACAGCUCUGAUGAAGAAACGAAUCAAAGUUGGCAAUGAAAACAAAUUCAAAGGCACUGUUUUAUCGAUAGAAGAUGGCUUAGAAACUAAUCCUGAAGUUAAAAUCGUCGGUGGACCAGUCAGUCUGGACGAGUUUCAGCCUAAAAACCUGUCUGUGCAAUAA
Messenger RNA from Sugiyamaella lignohabitans, 831 nucleotides. RefSeq names its product Taf3p (gene TAF3). The record is from RefSeq and is a predicted model, not a curated record. The transcript has a single exon. Gene Ontology annotation, molecular function: protein heterodimerization activity. Bases 1 to 831 code for a protein of 276 amino acids. Lineage: Eukaryota; Fungi; Ascomycota; Dipodascomycetes; Dipodascales; Trichomonascaceae.